AUGGACUUCCCCAUAUUUACUUCGGCUCAGUCUUACGUUUAUGUUGAAUUUGCAUAUCCAAUCAAACGUACUAAUUUGGAUUGUGAGAAGUGCUGGAAAAUAAUUAUAGGCAUUUCUCGAGGGCUUCUUUACCUUCAUGAAGAUUCUCGACUUCCUAUUCUUCUCAAAACUAGUAACCUCUUAGAUUCAGAGAUGAACCCAAAAAUUUCAGAUUUCAGUAUAGCAAAAACCUCGAUCAAACUGAAGACAAUACGAGUAGAAUCAUGGGGACCUAUGGGCAUAUGGCUCCAGAGUCCAGAGUAUGUACUGCAUGGACAAUUCUCAGUGAAGUUUGAUGUUUUUAAUUUUGGUGUCUUAGUUCUAGAGAUAGCAUGGAAAAAUUGGAGGGACGGAACAACUUCAAAUGUUGUAGAUCCAACAAUAUUGAAUGGGGGUGGAACAUCUGAAAUAAUGAUCAGACGCAUUCACAUUGGACUAUUGUGUGUUCAAGACAAUGUAGCUAACAGGCCAACCAUGGCCGCUGCUGUACUUAUGCUUAACACUUCAUAA
This is a messenger RNA of Carya illinoinensis, 549 nucleotides long. Its product is annotated as putative receptor-like protein kinase At4g00960. Lineage: Eukaryota; Viridiplantae; Streptophyta; Magnoliopsida; Fagales; Juglandaceae. The transcript has 3 exons. Gene Ontology annotation, biological process: protein phosphorylation. The record is from RefSeq and is a predicted model, not a curated record. Gene Ontology annotation, molecular function: ATP binding; protein kinase activity. Bases 1 to 549 code for a protein of 182 amino acids.